Striga hermonthica is the source of this 432-nucleotide messenger RNA. The record is from the annotation of a GenBank genome assembly. NCBI's taxonomy places the organism in Eukaryota, Viridiplantae, Streptophyta, Magnoliopsida, Lamiales, Orobanchaceae.
AUGUUGCUGAAGCAGAAGAAGAAUCAGCCCUUGAAGGGAAACAGGUUUCUGAUUAGCGUUACUGUUCUGGGGAGUGCCGGGCCGAUUAGGUUCGUGGUUAACGAGGACGAGGUUGUGGCUGCUGUGAUUGAUACAGCUUUGAAAUCGUAUGCGCGCGAGGGGAGGCUCCCGAUUCUUGGAUCUGAUCUCAACAAUUUCAUCCUGUAUUGCCCUGUUUCUGGAACUGAAGCGCUUAGUCCAUGGGAGACAAUUGGGUCCUUUGGUCUGCGCAAUUUCAUGCUGUGCAAGAAGCCUCAAACCGAAAAUUCCAUCGGCGGUGGCGGUGGCGGUGGCGGCAAAUCAUCGGCUCCGGUUACAGUGUCUCGGAAAGGGGCUGGAAGUUGGAGGGCUUGGUUUCAUAAAUCUCUCAAUCUGAAGAUAUCUUCUCAUUGA